GCCGCACCGAUCACCAUCCACCACAACGAAAGCAACAGCCAGCGAUCGGGACAGCAGCAAAGCUCGCUAGCUACCUCCUACCACUAAGUCACGAUCACAGCUAGCCACUCGACGAUCGUCAUGGCAAAGUCGGCGUCCCUGCUGAUCCUCGUGGUCCUAGUGGCCACGGCGUGCUUCGCCCGGCUGGGCUCGGCGGCGCGCGACGUCCCGGCCGAGAAGCCCGUGGCCGUGGUGGAGGAUGCGGUGAAGCGGCCGGAGACGUUCCAGGAGGGGACGGUGCUGAUCCCGGGGAUCGGGCGGUACGAGCUGGGCACCCACUACAUGCCGGACCUCGGCGGGCUGGACCACAGCAUUCCGGCCGCCGCUAGCGGCCAGUUCAUCCCCGGCGCCGACGACACCUGGGUCCCUAACCCCGGCUUCGAGGUGCCUAACCCCUUCCGCCCCGGCUCGGAGUCUCCCUGAUCGAACCGGCCGGCCGGCCGGACAACACGUGCACGCUAUUCUCAUCCAUCGGUAGCUAUAGCUAGCCUGCUAUAAAUUGAUUUCCGCUAGCGUAUGUUUUCUUGUAAUUGCUACGAUAAAAUAGCUGCUACAUGGCCAUGCAUGUAUAUGCGCGACUGUCGUGGGCCGACGGCGUUUUGUUUCAGUGUGCUGUGUGUGGAGAGAUUGUGUAUGGAAGUAUGGGUGGUACCAUUGAGCCACGUUCAGUACUCUUGAUCCA
Molecule: messenger RNA, 721 nt
Organism: Lolium perenne
Lineage: Eukaryota; Viridiplantae; Streptophyta; Magnoliopsida; Poales; Poaceae
Source: RefSeq, a predicted model, not a curated record